This is a messenger RNA of Cuscuta campestris, 1878 nucleotides long. The record is from the annotation of a GenBank genome assembly. Lineage: Eukaryota; Viridiplantae; Streptophyta; Magnoliopsida; Solanales; Convolvulaceae.
CCGACCGAAGGAAGAAAAAAAAGGUGGGGUUUGGCAGAAAGUUUGGUCGGCCCAUUUGUCCUUUGAAUUAAUUUUGUUGGCAGGUCUUCUUUGGUGUUUAUUUUUGGUGGCUUGGGUUUGGCGUAUUUUAAUUUGGACUGAUUUAUUUGGAGAGUUGGGCCUGUUUUCCUAACGAAAUUACCAAGAUCUGAAAUUAGUUGUACCGGGUAUCUCGUUUGGUCGUGUGAUAUGGCAGAUGACGGGAAGUUCCGAAUUGAGAAGUUCGACGGUACAGAUUUCAGUUGGUGGAAGAUGCAAAUUGAAGAUUUGUUGGUUCAGAAAGAUUUGGACGUGCUAUUGGGUGACAAGCCAGAAAAGAUGUCGGAUGCAGAUUGGGCAAGUUUGGAUCGGAAAGCUAUGUCCGUGAUCCGUCUCUCGUUGACCAAGAAUGUUGCGUUCCACAUUCUGAAGGAGAAGACAGCGAAGGGAUUAUGGACACGCUAUUUAACAUUGGGCAUUAAGUUCGAUGAUGAAGUUCAAGCUUUGCUACUGCUAUCGUCUUUACCUGAUAGUUGGUCCGGAACGGUUACAGCAGUUACCGGUUCAGUGGGACCCGAUGGAUUCACCUUUGAUCAUAUUCGAGAUCUCGUUCUUAGCGAGGAUGUCAGAAGAAAGAGUUCAGGGGAGUCAUGUGGUGAAUUGCUUCAUGUUGGUAGAGGCAGAAGAUAUAGCAGAGGUAGUGGGAGCAGAAACAGAAAAAGGAGUCAGUCGAAGACUCGUGACAGCUCAGGUGUAACGUGCUGGAAGUGCAAGGAGGUAGGGCAUUUUAGGAAUCAAUGUCCGAAUGAUAAGAAAGUAAACAUUGCUCAAGGCUCUGCGAGUGACGAGGAGGUCGCUUUGACUUGCUGUGAGGAAAGCAAUGUGGAUUCCUGGGUCAUGGAUUCUGGUGCUUCAUUUCAUGCCACCCACAGCGGUGAAGCAUUGCAGAAUCUGGUUAUUAGAGACUUUGGAAAGGUACGACUAGCAGACGACAGAGCUCUUGAGGUGACGGGCAUGGGUGACAUGGUGUUGAAGACCUCAGUCGGUCUCUGGACUUUGAAGAAUGUCAGAGUGGUUCCAGCCGUGAAGAAAAGUUUGAUUUCUGUCAGGCAGUUGGACGAACAGGGGCACGAGGUUAAGUUCAGAGAUGGGCAGUGGAAGGUCGUGAAAGGAAAUCUUGUCAUGGCCCGCGGAAGGAAGAGUGGUUCGUUGUAUUUGGUCGAGUUACCAUCUGAGGGAGUGACCGCCCCAGUUCAUAAGAGAAACAAAGUCCGGUUCACAGAGUCUCGUGGGCAGAAUAAUGUUGUCUAUGCAAGAGAGAAACCUAGAGCCACAGGUCAGACUCGGGAUGAACGAGCAAGGAAUGGUUCAAGGACGCAAGUCAGAGGUAUUUAUGGCAGUGGGAGCUCAAGAGGCGCUUCAGCCAAGUUGCCUAGAAGACAGUGGGUCAGGAGAACUAGUAUUCCAGCUGUUGGAACAUCUCCAAAAAUUUUCUUGCUGAUUAUGGAGAGUGUUUGUUCUCAGGAUGUUCCAGGAUCCGACAGUGUGCGUCUGCAGUGGGAGCCGGUAGGGACCGAGGACGAGUCAGUGGUAGAUUUAGCCAUGACUGAUGUGUUGGAGCUUGGGAGAGCUUCAACGGGCCUUUCAGUUGUCUGAUGAUAGGGCCGCUGCAACAGGAGAGCUGAGGAAGAUUACUUGAUGUACAGGGAAUCGUGGUGGAUGGCAGUUGAUGACUAUCAAGCCUCCAAGUGGGAGAAUGUUGGGUUUGUGGAGACUUGAGCUUGACUUUUUGCCCGACCUAUUUUACGAAACCCUAGAUGCACUCUUCAUAUAUAUAUUGCAUACGUGUACUUGUAAUCG